CCCAGGCAGCCCGUGAUGCCGCUUCCUCCACCUCAGUGGGUCUUGGCUUUCGAGAUCUUCAUCCCUCUGGUCCUCUUCUUCAUCCUGCUUGGGCUGCGGCAGAAAAAACCAACCAUCUCUGUGAAGGAAGUCUCUUUCUACACAGCAGCGCCCCUCACCUCCGCUGGCAUCCUGCCUGUCAUGCAGUCACUGUGCCCAGAUGGCCAGCGGGACGAGUUCGGCUUCCUGCAGUAUGCCAACUCCACGGUCACUCAGCUGCUGGAGCGCCUCAACCGCGUGGUGGAGGAGGGCAACCUUUUCGACCCGAAGCGGCCCAGCCUGGGCUCGGGGCUCGAGGCCCUGCACCAGCACCUGGAGGCCCUCAGCUCGGGCCCCACCACCUGGGAGAGCCACUUGGACAGACCCACAGUGUCCUUCUCUCUGGACUCGGUGGCCAGGGACCCGAGGGAGCUGUGGCGUUUCCUGUCUCAGAACCUGUCGCUGCCUAACAGCACGGCCCGGGCUCUCCUGGCUGCUCAGGUGGACCUGCCCGAGGUCUAUCACCUGCUGUUUGGCCCUUCGCCUGCCCUGGAUGUGGACUCAGGAUUCCCCAGGGGUCAGGAGCCCUGGGGCCGCCUGGGUGCCAGUUCUCUAUUCCGGUUGGAGGAGCUCCUGUUCGCCCCCACCCUCCUGGAGCAGCUCACAUGUGCACCGGGCUCCAGGGAACUGGGACGGAUCCUCGCUAUGCCCCAGGGUCAGCAGCCAGCGCUGCAGGGCUAGUACCGAGACACUGUCUGCAGUGGGCAGGCUGCAGCCCGCGCCCAGCGCUUUUCUGGGCUGGCUGCUGAGCUCCGGAACCAGCUGGACGUGGCCAAGAUCGCCCAGCAGCUGGGCCUGGAUGCCCGCAACGGCUCAGCCCCACAGCAGCAGCCACCUCCCCCACGGCGGCUGCAGGCGCUGCUGGAAGACCUGCUGGACGCCCAAAAAGUUCUGCAGGACGUGGACGUCCUCUCGGCCCUGGCCCUGCUGCUGCCCCAGGGUGCCUGCGCCGGCCGUGCUCCUGGGUCCCCAGCCAGCAGCCCUGCGGGGACGGGCAACGGCACAGGGGCCGGGGCGGGCACGGGCUCCAACACCACGGCCGAGGAGGGUGCCCCGUCGGCUGUGUCCCUGACCUCCGACGCGCAGCAGGGCCAGUGCUCCGCCUUCGUGCAGCUCUGGGCCGCCCUGCAGCCCAUUCUGUGCGGCAACAACCGCACCAUUGAGCCGGAGGCGCUGCGCCGAGGCAACAUGAGCUCUCUGGGCUUCACGAGCAAGGAACAGAGGAACCUGGGCCUUCUCGUGCACCUCAUGACCAGCAACCCCAAGAUCCUGUAUGCGCCGGCGGGCUCCGAGGCGGACCGCGUCAUCCUCAAGGCCAACGAGACCUUUGCCUUUGUAGGCAAUGUGACCCACUAUGCCCAGGUCUGGCUCAACAUCUCGGCCGAGAUCCGCAGCUUCCUGGAGCAGGGCAGGCUGCAGCAGCACCUGCUCUGGCUGCAGCAGUACGUGGCGGAGCUGCGGCUGCACCCUGAGGCGCUGAACCUGUCGCUGGAGGAGCUGCCGCCCGCCCUGCGCCAGGACAACUUCUCGCUGCCUAAUGGCUCGGCCCUCCUGCAGCAGCUGGACACCAUCGACAACGCGGCCUGUGGCUGGAUCCAGUUCAUGUCCAAGGUGAGCGUAGACAUCUUCAAGGGUUUCCCGGACGAGGAGAGCAUCGUCAACUACACCCUCAACCAGGCCUACCAGGACAAUGUCACAGUGUUCGCCAGCGUGAUCUUCCAGACACGCAAGGACGGCUCCUUGCCGCCCCACGUGCACUACAAGAUUCGCCAAAACUCCAGCUUCACCGAGAAAACCAACGAAAUCCGCCGGGCUUACUGGCGACCGGGGCCCAACACUGGGGGCCGCUUUUACUUUCUGUAUGGCUUCGUCUGGAUCCAGGACAUGAUGGAACGCGCCAUCAUCAACACCUUUGUGGGGCAUGAUGUGGUGGAGCCGGGCAGUUACGUGCAGAUGUUCCCCUACCCCUGCUACACGCGGGAUGAUUUCCUGUUUGUCAUCGAGCACAUGAUGCCGCUCUGCAUGGUGAUUUCCUGGGUCUACUCCGUGGCCAUGACCAUCCAGCACAUUGUGGCAGAGAAGGAGCACCGGCUGAAGGAGGUGAUGAAGACGAUGGGCCUGGACAAUGCCGUACACUGGGUGGCCUGGUUCAUCACCGGCUUCGUGCAGCUGUCCAUCUCGGUGACGGCGCUCACCGCCAUCCUCAAGUAUGGCCAAGUCCUCAUGCACAGCCACGUGCUCAUCAUCUGGCUCUUUCUGGCUGUCUACGCUGUGGCCACCAUCAUGUUCUGCUUCCUGGUGUCCGUGCUGUACUCAAAGGCCAAACUGGCCUCGGCCUGCGGUGGCAUCAUCUACUUCCUGAGCUAUGUGCCUUACAUGUACGUUGCGAUCCGUGAGGAGGUGGCCCACGAUAAGAUCACUGCCUUCGAGAAGUGCAUUGCAUCCCUGAUGUCCACAACGGCCUUUGGCCUGGGCUCCAAGUACUUUGCCCUGUAUGAAGUGGCGGGCGUGGGCAUCCAGUGGCACACGUUCAGCCAAUCACCUGUGGAAGGGGACGACUUCAACCUGCUUCUGGCUGUCACCAUGCUGAUGGUGGAUGCGGUCGUCUACGGCGUGCUCACAUGGUACAUCGAGGCUGUGCAUCCAGGCAUGUAUGGGCUACCCCGGCCCUGGUACUUCCCACUGCAGAAGUCCUACUGGCUGGGCAGUGGGCGUACAGAGGCGUGGGAGUGGAGCUGGCCGUGGGCUCGUGCCACCCGCCUUAGCGUCAUGGAGGAGGACCAGGCCUGUGCCAUGGAGAGCCGGCGCUUGGAGGAGACUCGCGGCAUGGAGGAGGAGCCCACCCACCUGCCACUGGUAGUCUGCGUGGACAAGCUCACCAAGGUCUACAAGAAUGACAAGAAGCUGGCCUUGAAUAAGCUGAGUCUGAACCUCUAUGAGAACCAGGUGGUGUCCUUCCUGGGCCACAAUGGGGCCGGCAAGACCACCACCAUGUCUAUCCUCACGGGCCUGUUCCCGCCCACGUCGGGUUCAGCCACCAUCUACGGGCACGACAUCCGCACGGAGAUGGACGAGAUCCGCAAGAACCUGGGCAUGUGUCCACAGCACAAUGUGCUCUUUGACCGGCUCACGGUGGAGGAACACCUCUGGUUCUACUCUCGGCUCAAGAGCAUGGCUCAGGGGGAGAUCCGCAAAGAGAUGGACAAGUGGAACCUGGAGUGCAGUCUGGAUGCAUUACAUCUGAGCAGCUUCGGGCUGAUGGACACCACAUUAGAGGAGGUGUUCCUCAAGGUGUCAGAGGAGGACCAAUCGCUGGAGAACAGUGAGGCGGAUGUGAAGGAGUCCAGGAAGGACGUGCUGCCUGGGGCAGAGGGUCUGGCCGCACUGGGGGAGGCUCACACAGGGAACCUGGCCCGGUGUGCGGAACUGGCCCAGUCACAGGCGUCGCUGCAGUCCGCGUCCUCAGUGGGCUCUGCCCGCGGGGAUGAGGGAGCGGGCUAUGCUGACGUCUACGGCGACUACUGCCCUCUCUUCAAUAACCUGCAGGAUCCCGACAACGUCAGCUUGCAAGAAGCCGAGGCAGAGGCUCUCACGCGGGUUGGCCAGGGCAGCCGCAAGCUAGAGGGCUGGUGGCUGAAGCUGCGCCAGUUCCACGGGCUCUUGGUGAAGCGCUUCCACUGUGCCCGCCGCAACUCCAAGGCACUGUCCUCACAGAUCCUGCUCCCCGCCUUCUUUGUCUGUGUGGCCAUGACCGUGGCACUCUCCGUCCCCGAGAUCGGUGACCUGCCCCCGUUGGUCCUGUCACCGUCCCAGUACCACAACUACACCCAACCCCGCGGCAACUUCAUUCCUUAUGCCAACGAGGAGCGCCGGGAGUACCGAUUUCAGCUGUCACCUGAUGCCAGCCCCCAGCAGCUCAUGAGCACAUUCCGGCUGCCAUCGGGUGUGGGCGCCACCUGUGUGCUCAAGUCUCCAGCCAAUGGCUCCCUGGGCUCCACGCUGAACUUGAGCAGCGGCGAGUCGCGCCUGCUGGCUGCACGGUUCUUCGACAGCAUGUGCCUGGAGUCCUUCACGCAGGGACUACCUCUGUCUAACUUUGUGCCACCCCCACCCUCACCCGCUCCGUCCGACUCACCAGUGUCCCAGUAUGAAGACCCACUGCAGGCCUGGAACACCUCUCUACCACCCACCUCCGGGCCAGAGAACUGGACAUCAGCACCCUCCCUGCCACACCUGGUGCGGGAGCCUGUCCGCUGCACCUGCUCCACGCAAGGCACUGGCUUCUCCUGCCCCAGUGGUGUGGGCGGACACCCACCCCAGAUGCGUGUGGUCACGGGCGACAUCCUGACCGACAUCACCGGCCACAACGUCUCCGAGUACCUGUUGUUCACCUCUGACCGCUUCCGGUUGCAUCGGUACGGGGCCAUCACCUUUGGCAACGUCCAGAAGUCCAUUCCGGCCUCGUUUGGCGCCCGGGCCCCAGCCAUGGUGCGGAAGAUCGCUGUACGCCGGGCAGCCCAGGUUUUCUACAACAACAAGGGUUACCACAGCAUGCCUACCUACCUCAACAGCCUCAACAACGCCAUCCUGCGUGCCAACCUGCCCAAGAGCAAGGGCCACCCAGCAGCUUAUGGCAUCACUGUCACCAACCACCCCAUGAACAAGACGAGCGCCAGCCUCUCCCUGGACUACCUGUUGCAGGGCACAGAUGUGGUCAUCGCCAUCUUCAUCAUCGUGGCCAUGUCCUUCGUGCCGGCUAGCUUCGUAGUCUUCCUGGUGGCCGAGAAGUCCACCAAGGCCAAGCACCUACAGUUCGUCAGCGGCUGCAACCCCGUCAUCUACUGGCUGGCCAACUACGUGUGGGACAUGCUAAACUACCUGGUCCCAGCAACCUGCUGCGUCAUCAUCCUGUUUGUGUUCGACUUGCCGGCCUAUACGUCACCCACCAACUUCCCUGCCGUGCUCUCCCUCUUCCUGCUGUAUGGGUGGUCCAUCACCCCCAUCAUGUACCCGGCCUCCUUCUGGUUCGAGGUCCCCAGCUCGGCCUACGUGUUUCUUAUCGUCAUCAACCUCUUCAUUGGCAUCACGGCCACUGUGGCCACCUUCCUGCUGCAGCUCUUCGAGCAUGACAAGGACCUGAAGGUUGUCAACAGUUACCUGAAAAGCUGCUUCCUCAUUUUCCCUAACUACAACCUGGGCCAUGGGCUCAUGGAGAUGGCCUACAACGAGUACAUCAACGAGUAUUAUGCCAAGAUUGGCCAAUUUGACAAGAUGAAGUCCCCAUUCGAGUGGGAUAUUGUCACCAGGGGGCUGGUGGCCAUGACGGUAGAGGGCUUCGUGGGCUUCUUCCUCACCAUCAUGUGCCAGUAUAACUUCCUGCGACAGCCACAGCGCAUGCCAGUCUCUACCAAACCUGUGGAGGACGAUGUCGACGUGGCCAGCGAGCGGCAGCGAGUGUUGCGGGGGGACGCCGACAAUGACAUGGUCAAGAUUGAGAACCUGACCAAGGUGUACAAGUCUCGGAAGCUCGGCAGCAUCCUGGCCGUGGACCGCCUGUGCCUGGGCGUGCGUCCUGGCGAGUGCUUCGGCCUCCUUGGUGUCAACGGCGCGGGCAAGACCAGUACCUUCAAGAUGCUGACGGGCGACGAGAGCACAACGGGGGGCGAGGCCUUCAUCAACGGGCACAGCGUGCUCAAGGAGCUGCUCCAGGUCCAGCAGAGCCUGGGGUACUGCCCGCAGUUUGAUGCCCUCUUCGACGAGCUCACGGCCCGGGAGCACCUGCAGCUGUACACGCGGCUCCGCGGCAUCCCCUGGAAGGACGAGGCCCGGGUGGUGAAGUGGGCGCUGGAGAAGCUGGAGCUGACCAAGUACGCCGAUAAGCCCGCUGGUACCUACAGCGGGGGCAACAAGAGGAAGCUGUCUACGGCCAUCGCCCUCAUUGGGUACCCUGCCUUUGUCUUCCUGGACGAGCCCACCACAGGCAUGGACCCCAAGGCCCGACGCUUUCUCUGGAAUCUCAUCCUCGACCUUAUCAAGACAGGGCGCUCGGUGGUGCUGACAUCGCACAGCAUGGAGGAGUGCGAGGCGCUGUGCACGCGGCUGGCCAUCAUGGUGAACGGGCGCCUGCGCUGUCUGGGCAGUAUCCAGCACCUGAAGAACCGGUUCGGGGAUGGUUACAUGAUCACGGUGAGGACCAAGAGCAGCCAGCAUGUGAAGGACCCCCACACCCCUUUCCCCACCUCUGCCCGCCAGGUAUUUGUGAACUUUGCCAAGAAGCAGAGCGACAACUUGGAGCAGCAGGAGACAGAGCCGCCUUCAGCCCUGCAGUCCCCACUGGGCCGCCUGCUCAGCCUGUUCCGGACACGGCCUGCCCCCACCGAGCUGCGGGCACUUGUGACCGAUGAGCCCGAGGACCUGGACACAGAGGACGAGGGCCUCAUCAGCUUUGAGGAGGAACGGGCCCAGCUCUCCUUCAACACGGACACGCUCUGCUGACCACCAGGCGCUGGCUCAAGGACACGGCUGAGGAAACAGAAGUCAGGCAGUGGCCCAGGCCCCACCCCGUGCCCCCAGCGCCCCUCCACGGCGCCCUGGAGUGCGAGGUCCAGGACCAAAGGCUUCACGCCCCCUCCAGCCCCCUGCCUGUCCUCAACCCUACCCAUGCGGCCACUAUGCCACCCUCCCCUCAUUGUGCCAAAGGCUGGCCUGGCCCUGGGCUGUGACACCCUCACCCUGCUCUGCCUUAAAGCCUUCGGGCGAGAGCCCCUCACCUCUGCCCCUGCCCAGCUCUGCCCACCACCCCCAGGGCCACUGGGGUGACACGGGUUGCUAGGUACCGCUGGCCCCUCUCCUGGCUGGGCCUGGGCCUGGCUUCCUGAACCGGCUUUUAUACCCAAUUUGGAAGGCGGCUGUUGCAGGCCUGGGGCUGAGUAUGGGUGGGUUAGGUCCUACCCCCAGGCACCUAUUUAUUUUGCUAUAGGAAGCGGCUUCCUCACCUGGUCUCAUGCUGGGAGGUCAUUACUGAGGGGCUGCCGCAGGGCAGCG
Hipposideros armiger (great roundleaf bat) is the source of this 7122-nucleotide messenger RNA. RefSeq names its product ATP binding cassette subfamily A member 2 (gene ABCA2). Gene Ontology annotation, biological process: transmembrane transport; lipid transport. The record is from RefSeq and is a predicted model, not a curated record. Gene Ontology annotation, cellular component: intracellular membrane-bounded organelle; membrane. NCBI's taxonomy places the organism in Eukaryota, Metazoa, Chordata, Mammalia, Chiroptera, Hipposideridae. Gene Ontology annotation, molecular function: lipid carrier activity; ABC-type transporter activity; ATP binding.